This is a messenger RNA of Physeter macrocephalus (sperm whale), 994 nucleotides long. It is a transcript of the gene CBX7, whose product is annotated as chromobox 7. Gene Ontology annotation, biological process: negative regulation of transcription by RNA polymerase II. NCBI's taxonomy places the organism in Eukaryota, Metazoa, Chordata, Mammalia, Artiodactyla, Physeteridae. Gene Ontology annotation, cellular component: PRC1 complex. The coding region runs from base 183 to 842 and encodes 219 amino acids. The record is from RefSeq and is a predicted model, not a curated record. The transcript has 5 exons.
UGGAACGUCGGCGGCGUGAGGGAGCGCGAGGGGGUGUGCGCGCGUGCGCGUGCGCGUGCGCGCCCGGGCGAGGGUGACUGGGACCCCGCCGGCCCGAGCAUCGCGCGCCGCAGCCGCGGCCCCGCAGCUCCGCCCCCGGCCCGGCCCGGCCCGGCCCCGGGCCCGCUCGCCCGCCGCCCCGCAUGGAGCUGUCAGCCAUCGGCGAGCAGGUGUUCGCCGUAGAGAGCAUCCGGAAGAAGCGCGUGCGGAAGGGUAAAGUCGAAUAUCUGGUGAAGUGGAAAGGAUGGCCCCCAAAGUACAGCACGUGGGAGCCGGAGGAGCACAUCCUGGACCCCCGCCUGGUCAUGGCCUAUGAGGAGAAGGAGGAGAGAGACCGAGCAUCGGGGUAUAGGAAGAGAGGCCCGAAACCCAAGCGGCUUCUGCUGCAGCGGCUGUACAGCAUGGACCUGCGGAGCUCCCACAAGGCCAAGGGCAAGGAGAAGCUCUGCUUCUCCCUGACGCGCCCACUCGGCAGCGGGAGCCCCGAGGGGGUGGUCAAGGCGGGGGCACCCGAGCUGGUGGACAAGGGCCCCUUGGUGCCCACCCUGCCCUUCCCGCUCCGCAAGCCCCGCAAGGCCCACAAGUACCUGCGGCUCUCACGCAAGAAGUUCCCGCCCCGCGGGCCCAACCUGGAGAGUCACAGCCAUCGACGGGAGCUCUUCCUGCAGGAGUCACCGGCCCCGGACGUCCUGCAGGCGGCCAGCGAGUGGGAGCCUGCUGAGCAGCCCCCUGAAGAGGAGGGUAAGGCGGCCCAGCCCCGAGGCUCAGACCCAGGGACCCUCAGAGCUGGAAGGGUCCCUUGAGUCAUCAGGUCCAGCUGGUCCAAUGCCCAGAGAGGGCCUGGGUGCUCCUGAGGCCACAUAGCCUGCAGGGACCCCGGCACCAAGCCCAGAGCUCUUUCCGUGGUCCCACUCAGGCUGAGUUCGUGUCCAGCCAGGGAAGGUACAUGUAGUGA